Oldenlandia corymbosa var. corymbosa is the source of this 2743-nucleotide messenger RNA. Lineage: Eukaryota; Viridiplantae; Streptophyta; Magnoliopsida; Gentianales; Rubiaceae. The record is from the annotation of a GenBank genome assembly.
UUGGCCUCGUGUAUUUAAUUCGAAACACUCACAAGUCACAACAGACAAGUAGUAGUAGAAGCACUGUCUCUGUCUCCCCCGCCCUCAUAUCACUGAUCUCUCCUCUUUCCAUUUUUGUUUGUAAAUUCAUAGAUUCCAGAAUCCCUCUUCCUUUUUUUAAAAAUUCUGCAGACUGCCCAACUAAUUAUUAAGGUUACGCUUACACAAUGGAGGAGGAUGAUGUAGCAUGUUGUGAACCAAAGUUUUGGGUGUACCUAACAUUGUGUUUGGUGCUUUUGACGUUUGCCUUUCUCACGUCUGGCCUAAGUCUUGGGCUCUUCUCCUACAGUCAAGUUGAUCUCGAAGUCCUUGUAAAAGCCGGUUUGCCUCAUCAGAGGAAAAAUGCAGGUCAGAUUCUGCAAAAAGAUUCCACAGAUUUUGCUUUUAUUCAAUAACAGUACUGCUCAUAACUUCCUUGGUGGCCGGCCUGAUUUUGUUUCCUUAUAUAUGUACCGCAGCAAGUAUCUUGCCUCUUGUUAAAAAUCAGUAUUUGCUCCUGUGUACCCUUUUGAUAGCCAAAUCACUGGCUCUUGAGGCUCUUCCUAUCUUCUUGGACAGAAUUAUUCCCUUUUGGGCUGCCAUUCUUAUCUCUGUCACUAUUGUGUUAUCGUUUGCUGAGGUCAUUCCUCAAGCGGUGUGCUCCCGGUAUGGAUUAAGUUUCAGUGCAAAAUUUGUGCUGUUUGUCCGCCUCCUCCAACUGAUUAUGUUCCCUGUAUCAUACCCUGUUAGCAAGGUAGCAGUCACUGUCUACAUCACUUCUCUACUACUAGAUAAUUUGACUUUUUACGUGCAGAGGAUAGAUACACUUUUAGUCGGAAUAUGUGAAAAAAUAGAUCAUUGGUGUUUUGGACUUAUGAGAUUGCAGCUACUGGAUUGGCUCCUAGGAAAGGACUCUUCUACAUUUUUAGGACGAGGACAGUUAAGGACGCUGGUGGAUUUAUUGUCCGUUAAGGCAGGUAGAGGCGGGGAGCUGACUGAUGAUGAAACUACUAUUAUAACUGGAGCUUUGGAUAUGACAGAAAAGACUGCCAAAGAUGCCAUGACGCCCAUAUCCAAAACUUUUUCCCUUGAUAUAACUGCCGUACUUGACAUGCAUACAAUGGGAUUAAUAAUGAGUAAGGGACAUAGUCGAGUACCCUUUUAUUCGGGCAAUCCCAAAAAUAUAAUUGGCCUUGUUUUGGUGAAAAACUUGAUAUUCUGCGAUCCCGAAGAGAAAGUUCCACUUCAACAUAUCACUUUGCGAAGAAUUCCCAGGGUCUAUGAUAAUUGGCCCUUGUAUGAUGUCCUGAAAUUGUUUCAGAAAGGUCACAGCCACAUGGCUGUCGUGGUUCGGUCCCAUGAGCAUGGAAAUGGUGAAAUCAAGGUAAAACAAACAACUCAGUUCAGAGAUAUUGCAAGCCAAUCGAAUUCGCCACUUUCUACAACACAAGUUAAAGGGGAUAAUUCUCCAUUUCGUCAGGGAGAACCUUUAACCGACAGUUUAAAUCCUACUGAUAUUGAAGCACAAAUUAACACUUUCCAUAAUGUUGGGACGCCGACGCCAUGUAGUAAUCUGUCAGAUCAGUCCAGCAAAUGGGAGGAGGAAGUUGGGAACAUAUCACCUGAUGAAUUGGAAUCUCUGAAAGACAAAUACACAGACGAGGAAGUAAUUGGCAUCAUAACAAUGGAGGAUGUUAUGGAAGAACUCCUCCAGGAAGAAAUUUUGGAUGAAACUGAUCUUAAUGUCCUUCACAAGAUCAGGAUGCACCAUCUACCCUGGACCAUAAAAUCAACAGCUUCAUCUCCUGGAUGGAGUACAGGUUCUCAAAUUCAAUGGAAAACUCCGGCGACGUCCGAUUUCUCUUCGUAUUACAAUACCCCCAUCUUGCAUUCUCCAAUGUCGCCACAUUCUCCAUCUACAUUGAUGAGACCAACAGCAUUUCCUUGUUCGCCUGGAAAAUCGAAUUUGGGAUCUCCAUCAGGUUUUCAAAUUCGGUGGAGCACUCCGUCGUCUUCCUUCUCUUCGGGAUCGUAUAAUACUACUCCCGUCCUGAAUUCCCCAAUGUCCCCAUAUGUCCCAUCUCCACUCACAAGACCAACAUUACAAGCUUCUCCUCGAAAAUCCAAUUUGGGAUCUCCAUCAUCAGCUUCUUGGUACGCUGUUUUGCCGCUUUCACCUUCCAAGCAGGUUUCAAGAAAAUCAUAUGAGAAGUUGAGGAAUGCUGGCAUCUCAUAAAGCCUAAAUUUUCGAGCAAGGUGUAGGUUGUUUUAAAAGCGAGCUGUUGCGCUUUUUAUCUCGACAAAACCCAAGAGAUAAUGAAGAUUGAAAAGUGGCAGAGGCAUAUGGCGCCUGUGAUUAAUUAUUGUCUACCAUAAACUGGAAAGAAGUUUAUUUUCAUAAAACAAAAGUCUGUGUUAUAGUUCUAGUUACUGGUACUGCAAUUGUAUUUAAUUUCGUCCAUGAUCAUCCAAUCUUAGAUGACCAAAUAUGGCACUGGCCUAAAUGUGGCAAAAAAAUAAAAAAAUAAAAAAUAAAAAAUCACAUAUUCUACAGUUACUUGGAGAAGUAACAUUUACAAUGGAACCAGAGAUUUUCUAUGAAAACUUCUAAGUUCUAUUUAGCAAACACUAGCCUAACUCAGGUGGAUUUCUUUCGCGAGAGACAUUUCCUAGCAGACAUUUAAGAAAUUUUUUCAAGUAUUUUUUUUUAAUUUUUUUUAUGUAU